GUGUUGAUACCGAGUAUAAAACAAGGGGGUGGGGGGGUUAAACUGCUGCUUUUAGGGGAAUUCAUAUCAGAUAUAAGGUCCAGAGCACUGGUCCAAAGGUGGAUGUUGUCGCUGACCCUGUCAUCUCUCAUUAAAGAGCUCAAACUCGUGGGAGGACCAGCGACCACCGGCCAGAGUGAAUGGCUGAAGGUUCAUCGGACCCACCGGACCUCAAUCCAGAUGGGACUUCGCAUCAAAAGACAACACAGCAGAAAUCUAGGAGAGGUCGACCCAGACACAACAAUGACAGAAACCUGAGUAGCAAUAGCUAUGAUGCAUCACAACAAUAUGGGCACUUUCACCACCCAUUUGGCCAAAAUAAUUUAAAUUAUCCAGAGUACUACCAUGUUCCCUACCAAGGAGAUGAUAUAACUAGGAGGAGAGGCAGAGGUAGAGGAAGGAGAGAAGGGAAUAGAGGUGUAAGUGGAAAUCUUCAUGGUUCAGGUCCUGGGUGGCAAAGAGCAGGUGGUGACUUUGCCCAGUAUGGUGCGGGCAGUAGAUGUGCUGGUGGCUCCUGGUCAGGUGCCCCACCCAUGGAUGGACCUGGUGGAUCCAACUGGCGGAGAGAAAGCAACGAAGAGCCAAAUGGUCAGGAUAAAAGGCACUGGAACGUUGGCCAGGAGCAGAGGAGGGAAGAACAAAAUGAGAAAAGUGAUCAUUUAAAGGAGAACAAAUCAGCGAGUCACAGGCCACGAGGCAAUAAAAGCGAAAGGUCUUUUUCAGAUACCACAGAAAGAACUCAACAAAAUAAGUCGGGCACCAGAGCUCAAUAUUAUGAUCAUCAGAAGAAACACUCGGACUUGAAGCGUCGGACAGGACCAAUCAAACCACUUAAACCACUAUCUCGAGAGGACGCCGUCUCUGAAAGAGGCGCCAGCGGCCAAGACGACUCUGAUCAGGGCAGAUCAUCUCAGGGAGCUGCCAGUAAAGCCGGAAAAGGUUCAGGAUCACACGCAUCUCUUCAGGCUAAAGGGGGGAGAAGAACAAUUCAUCAAAACCACAGAACAAGCCAGCGGAGCUGGGACAAGAUGCCCAAAAGCAAAGAAACACAAACUGGUUGUCUGAUUGAACAGCUGUCUGAGGAGAAGUAUGAGUGCAUGGUGUGCUGUGAUGUUAUCAGGCUCAUGGCUCCGGUGUGGAGCUGUCAGAGCUGCUUCCACGUGUUCCACCUUAACUGCAUCAAGAAAUGGGCUCAGUCCCCGGCCUCGCAGGCAGACGAUUCAGGUGACGGUUGGCGAUGUCCAGCCUGCCAGAAUGUUGCAAUGAAAAACCCAACCACUUACACCUGCUUCUGUGGUAAAGUGACAAACCCUGAGUGGCAGCGCAAUGAGAUUCCACACAGCUGUGGUGACAUGUGUGGGAAGAAGAGGAGUGGAGUGGACUGCAACCACCCCUGCAACAUCUUAUGUCAUCCUGGACCUUGUCCUCAGUGUCCUGCCUUUGUAACCAAAUCGUGCAUCUGUGGAAGGACAAGUCAGCCGGUGCGUUGCGGCCAGGCAACGGUUCUCCGGUGUGAUAAAGUCUGCUCGGCUUUACUCAACUGUGGUGAACACACUUGUGCAGACGUGUGCCACGGCGGGGCGUGUCAGCCCUGCCAGCUGCAGGUUGAGCAGGUUUGUUACUGUGGUGUUACCGCACGUGAAGUCCUAUGUGGCACGGAUAAGGAAGGAUUUGAUGGCUCAGGACAUUUCUCCUGUCAAAAAAUAUGCGGCAAGAUGUUGAACUGUGAAGCUCAUCGGUGCCAGCAGAUGUGCCACCGCGGGCCAUGCCAGCCGUGUCCACGCUCACCAAGCCUGGUGAAGACGUGUCCCUGCAGUCAGACUGCACUGACCAAACUCCUGGAGCUUGGCUACUCGGAGCGAAAAAGUUGCUCCGAUCCCAUCCCGUCCUGUGGAAAGACUUGCAACAGACCUCUGGCCUGCGGCUCCAGCGACACAAUCCAUUUGUGUGAAAAAAUGUGUCAUGAGGGCAGCUGUGGGCCAUGCUCUCUGACCUCAACCAUUAGAUGCCGGUGUGGCUCCAAGACUAAGGAGGUUCCAUGUGCAACAAUUCAAAAAGAAGAUGAGCUCAUUUUCACAUGCGAGAGGCGCUGCAACAAGAAACGCUCCUGUGGUCGACACAAGUGUGGCGAGCUUUGUUGUAUCAAUGUGGAGCACAGAUGCCCCCUGAUCUGCGGCUACAAGCUCAACUGCGGUCUCCACCGCUGCCAGGAGCCUUGUCACCGUGGAAACUGUGAACCCUGUUGGCAGUCCAGUUUUGACGAGCUGACGUGUCACUGUGGGCUCACUGUGUUAUACCCACCAAUUCCCUGCGGCACGAAGCCACCAGAGUGCAAAAACCUGUGUACAAGAAGACACGAGUGUGACCACCCAGUGUUCCACAACUGCCACAGUGAAGACAAGUGUCCACCCUGCACAUACCUCACUCAGAAAUGGUGCAUGGGAAAGCAUGAGCAACGCAGCAACAUCCCAUGUCAUCUGCAAGACAUCUCCUGUGGCCUGACGUGUAAUAAGAUGCUGCCCUGUGAAAUGCACCGCUGCAGGCGGUUGUGCCACCGGGGAGAGUGCCUGCCAGACGGUAGCUGCCAGCAGCCCUGCACGCUGCCACGUCCAGACUGCGGCCACCCGUGCUCCGCUCCCUGUCAUAAAGGCAGCAGCUGUCCACGAACCACCUGCACUGCCAAGGUACCUCUACAAUGUGAUUGUGGUCGAAGAAAGGAAACUGUGGCCUGCACAGAAGCAACCAGUUCAUAUCAAAGGCAUGCAGCCAUCUCCAUGGCCAGUAAACUCUCCGACAUGCAGCUCGGUGACUCCAUGGACAUCGGCCCACUCCUCACCAAGAAGGAGCUAAAACAGGCAAGGCUUGAAUGUGAUCAAGAGUGUGCCACUUUGGAGAGAAACAGGCGUCUGGCAGAGGCGUUGCAGAUAGACUCGUCUUCUGACCCCUUCAACGUUCGCUCAACAUCUGUGUACAGCGACAGCCUCAAAGAGGAUGCCAGAAAAGACUUGAAGUUUGUCACAGAAGUAGAAGAAGAGAUCAAGAAUCUUAUUGAAAUUGCCAAUAAGGGAAAACAGCCUAAAAGGAGCCACUGCUUCCCACCCAUGAAUAGAGAACACCGGAAGAUCAUCCACGACCUAGCCGAGGUGUACGCCGUGGAAAGCGUGAGCUACGACAGUGACCCCAAACGCAACGUGGUCAUCACAGCCCACAAAGGGAAGUCGGUCUGUCCAAACUCAACACUGACAUCACUGAUAGAGCGGGAAACGGCUGCGAGGGCCCCCCCUCCUAUCGCUCAUAUCAAACAGCACAGUAGCAAGGCUGCAACCACCUGGUCGAAGAUGGUUAAAGAGGAGCCUGUGAUAGAUUAUUUUGAUGUCCAGGAUUGAAAUGAGGCUUAAGCAAAGGCAACAUCUCAGAAUUUCCGUUUCAAACUUCAGUUUGCAUCUGCUAAAUACUGAGACCUUUUUUUUCAGUUGUCUUCCUGAAUUAUCCUUCAUCUGGCUCUGUUAUCAAAUUAAAUUAUGUUUGGAAACA
Molecule: messenger RNA, 3573 nt
Organism: Cololabis saira (Pacific saury)
Lineage: Eukaryota; Metazoa; Chordata; Actinopteri; Beloniformes; Belonidae
Gene: nfx1
Product: nuclear transcription factor, X-box binding 1
Exons: 23
Coding region: 180-3425 (1081 amino acids)
Biological process (GO): negative regulation of transcription by RNA polymerase II
Cellular component (GO): nucleus
Molecular function (GO): zinc ion binding; RNA polymerase II transcription regulatory region sequence-specific DNA binding; DNA-binding transcription factor activity, RNA polymerase II-specific
Source: RefSeq, a predicted model, not a curated record